AUGUUUAAAUUAGAUAUGGCAGCCGAUCCCAAGGAGAUGGCAGCCAUUGAGGCCAGAAGGAAUAGAGAAAAGGAGCGACAGAACCGAUUUUUCAAUGUGCGGAACCGACUCAUAGGGGUGGAUAUUGAAGCUCUGAACAACCAGGUGGAAGAGCGAAAGAUUCGGGAAGCCGAAGAGCGCUACAAGGAGCAUGUUUAUGGUGUCAGCUACAUGCAGAAUGACAUGGCAUCCCAGAUGCUAGAGAAGGAAGCAGCAGAACGUGCCUACCGGAAGGCUAAGACAAUGCAAAAUCACUGCGACCAGAAGCAGUGCCUCCACAAGAACGAAUACAACCUUUGGAAUUCAAACCCACUGUGGCCACAGCCCGGUGUCAGUGAUCCCUACUGUGAUGCCUCCAGCCUGCAGUAUUUCUCUGGGGAUGAGCUGCACAAGGCUGCAUGCCUGAGAAUGCAGCAGGAGCAGUUCAGAGCCAGCCUCAAUACUCAGGUGCAACAGCAACAGCAAGCCAAGACUGAACAGCUGCGUGUAGAUCAGCUCAGUGACCAGCUGCGGAUGGCCGCAGAGCUGCGGGCCAGUCAGAUCGCCAAGCUGGAGGAGUCCUGCCGCAUAGCCAUGAAAUGUGCGAUGGCCAACGCCAACAAGGCCCAGGCAGCUGAGAAGGCCAGGCGGCAGCGCACCGAGCGGCAGCGUGAACAGGCGGCCAACCGCAAGGAGAUAUGGAGCCAGGUCAACAGUGACCUGCUGACCGAGAACCCGAAGGUGGCCCAGAACACCAAGGCCCUGCACCGGGUCCUGCCUCACAGCUGGAAGGGCAUGACUCCAGAGCAGCGAGCAGCCAUCCGCAAGACCCAGGAGGCCCAACGCCAAGAGAGAGAGGCCCAGCGCCAGGCUGAGAAAGCUCAGGAGGCCGAAUGGCAGAAGCAGACAGCGUGUGCCGCCAAGGCGACAGAGGAGCUGGAAGAGCAGGAGAGGAUACUGUGUGCCGAACUGCGCAGGGGGCUAGGCUCCCUCAACCAGUACCUGGCCUCCGAGCAAAAAGCUCAGCAGAAGCAUCUGAACUCGAUGAUCUACACCAACCAGCCUACAGACCAGUACUACCUGCAGUUCAACACCAGCAGCCGCUGAGUUCACAGUGGGCAUCUCUUCCCCCCCCCCCCCCCGCCACCUUCCUCUUCAUCAAGCUCAACAGAUGCCUGGAGGGGAAGUCGACAAGUCUCUGAACCCUCACCCCUAACCCAUUCCCCCCCCCCCCCCCCCCCGGGAGAGAUCUGAGCCAAUACCCUCACUUUCUACCUGAGAAAAUACAUUUAUUCAUUAACCUCAAGGUCACAUGUUGUUGGAACAGGACACAAACAGUGUGAUGUAGCACCUUGCCCAGCCCCACAGCUACGCCCA
Messenger RNA from Ochotona curzoniae (black-lipped pika), 1395 nucleotides. It is a transcript of the gene RIBC1, whose product is annotated as RIB43A domain with coiled-coils 1. The transcript has 6 exons. The coding region runs from base 1 to 1125 and encodes 374 amino acids. Lineage: Eukaryota; Metazoa; Chordata; Mammalia; Lagomorpha; Ochotonidae. The record is from RefSeq and is a predicted model, not a curated record.